AAGCUGCCUUGAUGGCAGAUGAAAAAAAUACUAUUGUUUUUGCGGAGCAUUUAACAAAAUUUUGAUAUAAAAAGAAUACCACAAUAAAUAUUUAUAAAUUAUAAUAAGAAUUGAAAAGUAAACUCAAAUAACAAUACAAAUGUGUUUUAAAGAAGUGUAAAAAAGUAUUAAGUGUUCAAAACCACAUUCCCAAAAAGGAAAAAGAUUUUCGCAGUUUUAUAUUCUAUUUUUUUUUUUAAUAAAACAAAAGCAUUUGAAGCAGAAAAAAACAUAAAAAUGCGUAUACAGCAGCAGCUAAUGGGAACUUGGUUGAUUGUAUUGACGGUUUUUAUAAUUGAAUCAGCAACAGAUGAGAAACUCAGUUUACAACGUUAUUUUCCAUUGGUAACCGAAGAACAAAUGCUAAACAAUGAUAAACGUUUUCAGCAGAUUAUGCAGGGCAGUAGCAGUUCAUCGGAUGCAGUGUGGCCGGAUAAGCAUAAAUUUGAAAAGGUUGAUGUUAAAAAAGAAAUCAAUAAAUUGAAUAUCACAUAUGUUUAUCAAGCGGCAUGGCCUGAAAUGAAUAUUAAAUUGGGUUCAGUUACAGCUGUGAGUUUUGAUAAGGCUGGCAAUGUUGUUAUCUUUCAUCGUUGUGAUCGUGUUUGGGAACAAGAUACCUUUGCAAGAAAUAACGUUUUUACAAAACGCAGCAAAGGUGCUAUACGUGAUAGUACGGUUUUGGCGUUGGACAAAGAAACUGGAAAAUUAGUAUAUGAUUGGGGUAAAAAUUUGUUUUACAUGCCUCAUGGUUUAACGAUUGAUCACGAGGAUAAUGUUUGGAUAACAGAUGUUGCUCUACAUCAAGUCUUCAAAUUCGGACCACGAGGCUCAAACGAUAAGCCGCUAAUGACAUUAGGCAUCGCUUUUACGCCCGGUGCUGGAGAAACAAAAUUCUGUAAACCAACAUCUGUAGCCGUAUUGGAGAAUGGUGAUUUCUUUGUGGCGGAUGGUUAUUGCAAUGCGCGCAUUCUAAAAUACACAAAAGAGGGAGAGAAAAUUUUACACUGGGGACAAAAUACAUUUUCUGGAGUAUCAUUCGGGGUGGCACCACAAAAUUUCUUUGCUAUACCGCAUGCUUUAACGCUGGUACCCGAACAGGAAUUGAUUUGUGCAGCAGAUCGUGAAAAUGGACGGGUUCAGUGUUUCUAUUGGUCCAAUGGUACAUUCCACUCACAAUAUCAUUCACAGAUUAUAGGAGAUCGUUUGUUUAGUAUGGAUUAUACCCCAGCGCAGGGUGGCCAAUUUAUAAUAGUGAAUGGUCCCACAGCUGAAUUGGGUCUAAAAACAGAACAAUAUAAUGAAGUGCGUGGUUAUGUUAUGGAUUUCAAUACCAAAAAGGUAACAGGGAAAUUUGGACCAAAUGACAUGGAAUUUUCUAAUCCUCAUGAUGUGGCCGUCUCAAACGAUGGCAAUGAAGUUUAUGUGGCCGAACUAAAUCCUAUGCGAAUACAUAAAUUUCUGCACAAAUCUGUAGUUAAAUCUAUACCACUAUCGGCUGCCAAACCGACCGCCAAUGUUGAAAUUGAAGUCAGUAAGGAGAAAUCUGCCAGCCUAGAAGCAGCACAAAAAUCAGAUGUUUUAAGUUCGGACAGCCCUGCCGACCCCUCGGUUAUGUUGGAAAUUACUAGUGACACUCCACAUCAUAGACCUGGAGCUACUGCGAUUCUGGUGGCCUCUCUAAUGCUGCUGUUUGCAUUUCUAACAUUCGGUUUGGCUUUGCUAAUAGCCCGACGACGUAAACGAGGUUGCAUGCCAUUUGGUUCCAAUAAUCGACGACAUGCCUGGGAUUUUCCCUCAAAACCAGAUGGCUUUAAACUUGGCGGCCUACUUAUGGAGCGCAACAAACGCAGUGGUUUUGAGAAGCUUGAUCAGAAUGCCAGUGAUGAGGAAACGGAAACGGCCACAAACAAUACAUUAACAAGUGCACAAUUUGCUUAGUUUACAUUAGGAAUCUAAAAUGGAAAACCCACAUAUUUAUACAUAUAAAAACUAAUGAAAUGAACCUCUAACUCGCUCCAGUUGAAAAAAAAAUUGAAUUUAUUUUUUGAAGAGUUUUCUUUAUUCUUUUUCAAUGAAUCUUUUUAAUACGCUAAAAAUUUAUUAAGUUUUAUUUAUAAAUAUAUGUAUAUUUUAAUUGUUUUUUUUUUAUAUUUUUUGUAGGUGUAUGUAUUUAUAAUUUAUAAUUAACACAAUAAUCGAAAAUUCAAUUAAUCAUGUAGAAUUUAAGAUUUAGUAAACGAAUAAUUUGUAAGAGUUUUAUUAUAUAAAAUAAUCUGGAUAAGGACCAAAAAGGAAUGGAAGCAUGAAGAGAA
Calliphora vicina (urban bluebottle blowfly) is the source of this 2351-nucleotide messenger RNA. RefSeq names its product Peptidyl-alpha-hydroxyglycine-alpha-amidating lyase 1 (gene Pal1). Lineage: Eukaryota; Metazoa; Arthropoda; Insecta; Diptera; Calliphoridae. The record is from RefSeq and is a predicted model, not a curated record. The coding region runs from base 277 to 1977 and encodes 566 amino acids. Gene Ontology annotation, biological process: peptide metabolic process. Gene Ontology annotation, cellular component: extracellular region; membrane. The transcript is spliced from 6 exons. Gene Ontology annotation, molecular function: protein binding; catalytic activity.